GCUCGAUCGGCGCGGGCGCCGUGGACCUCUUUCUGUUCGCCGCGUACGUGUGCACCGUCGUGUAUGUGCUGUUGAAGAUCGCCCUCUUCGUGCUGAGUACGGCGAUGAGCAUCUUCUGCUUCUGCUGCUGCUGUGGCUGCUGCUGUCGCGGUAAGAAGGCCAAGACCGACGAUUCCAAGAAGGCCAAUCCCAAGGCCAAGGCCGACCCCAAGAAGAAGACCAAGUGA
This is a messenger RNA of Prorocentrum cordatum, 227 nucleotides long. The record is from the annotation of a GenBank genome assembly. NCBI's taxonomy places the organism in Eukaryota, Dinophyceae, Prorocentrales, Prorocentraceae.